AUGAUAGAAAUGAACAAUCAAGCAGCCAAAACAUUAGCCGGACCUCAACCACUGACACAGAAACUAUCAGAGAAAAGAAAAUCAAUCAGAAACAAUCAAUUUGGAGUGAUGAAGUGGAAGGAACAAUUACACAAGAUUCUCAAACUAAUAGAUGAUUCAGAUAUAGAAAUGAAGGAAUUAGGUAGUAGCAACCAGACAAGCCCUGAACCUA
Molecule: messenger RNA, 211 nt
Organism: Acaulospora colombiana
Lineage: Eukaryota; Fungi; Glomeromycota; Glomeromycetes; Diversisporales; Acaulosporaceae
Source: the annotation of a GenBank genome assembly